AGGGACACGCAGUGGUCAUCAGAUAGCAGAACACCUUGCUGUUUAUUUAAGUUUUAUCACUAAAUAAUAAUUCACAAUGAAUAACACUCUAAACCAACAUUAUGAGGAGAAGGUGCGUCCCUGUAUAGACCUCAUCGACUCCCUGCGCUCCCUUGGCGUAGAGAAGGACCUUGCGCUGCCAGCCAUCGCGGUGAUAGGGGACCAGAGUUCAGGGAAGAGCUCAGUGCUGGAGGCGCUAUCUGGGGUGGCUUUGCCAAGGGGGAGUGGUAUUGUAACACGAUGCCCUCUUGAGCUGAAGAUGAAGAGGAAGAAAGAAGGAGAGGAAUGGCAUGGAAAAAUCAGCUACCAAGACCAUGAGGAGGAGAUUGAGGAUCCCUCUGAUGUGGAGAAGAAAAUUCGUGAAGCCCAGGACGAAAUGGCAGGUGUGGGGGUGGGUAUCAGUGAUGACCUCAUCAGCCUGGAGAUUGGCUCCCCUGACGUCCCAGACCUCACACUCAUCGACCUGCCAGGCAUCGCCCGGGUAGCUGUCAAGGGUCAACCUGAGAACAUUGGUGAACAGAUUAAGAGACUGAUACGGAAGUUCAUCACGAAGCAAGAAACAAUCAAUUUGGUGGUUGUGCCAUGCAACGUUGACAUUGCAACCACAGAGGCUUUGAAGAUGGCACAAGAGGUGGACCCUGAAGGGGAAAGGACAUUAGGCAUCCUGACCAAGCCUGACCUGGUAGACAAAGGCACAGAAGAGACGGUGGUGGACAUAGUUCAUAAUGAGGUUAUCCACCUGACUAAGGGCUACAUGAUAGUCAAGUGCAGGGGCCAGAAGGAGAUCAUGGAGCGAGUCUCACUGUCCGAGGCCACAGAGAGGGAGAAGGCUUUCUUCAAAGAGCACGCUCAUCUCAGCACACUAUAUGAUGAGGGCCAUGCCACCAUCCCUAAACUGGCAGAGAAAUUAACUCUUGAACUAGUGCAUCAUAUUGAGAAAUCCCUACCUCGUCUAGAAGAGCAGAUUGAGGCAAAGCUGGCAGAGACACAUGCCGAGCUGGAAAGAUAUGGUACCGGGCCACCUGAGGACUCGGCAGAAAGGAUGUACUUCCUGAUCGAUAAAGUGACUGCAUUCACCCAUGAUGCCAUUAACCUGAGCACUGGGGAGGAGCUGAAAAGCGGAGUUCGUCUCAACGUCUUUUCCACACUCAGAAAAGAGUUUGGGAAAUGGAAGUUACACCUGGAUCACUCUGGAGAAAACUUUAACCAGAGGAUCGAGGGAGAAGUGGCUGAUUAUGAGAAGACGUACCGUGGAAGGGAGCUCCCAGGGUUCAUCAACUACAAGACCUUUGAGGUGAUGGUGAAAGACCAGAUCAAACAACUGGAGGAACCAGCAGUCAAGAAACUGAAGGAGAUUUCAGAUGCCGUUAGGAAGGUGUUCUUACUGCUGGCUCAGAGCAGCUUCAUUGGAUUUCCUAACCUCCUGAAAUCAGCGAAGACAAAGAUUGAGGCCAUUAAGCAGGUGAAUGAGUCUACUGCUGAGUCCAUGUUGAGGACUCAGUUCAAGAUGGAGAUGAUAGUGUACACACAGGACAGCACCUACAGCCACAGUCUGAGUGAGAGGAAGAGGGAGGAGGAAGACGACCGACCCUUACCGACCAUUAAGAUAAGGAGUACAAUCUUUAGCACAGACAACCAUGCCACCCUACAGGAGAUGAUGCUGCACCUCAAGUCCUAUUACAGGAUAUCCAGUCAACGUUUGGCUGAUCAGAUUCCCAUGGUGAUCCGCUACCUGGUGCUGCAGGAGUUUGCUUCCCAGCUGCAGAGGGAGAUGCUUCAGACUCUGCAGGAGAAGGACAACAUCGAGCAGCUGCUGAAGGAGGACUUCGACAUCGGCAGCAAGAGGGCUGCACUGCAGAACAAGCUCAAACGUCUGAUGAAGGCACGCAGCUACCUAGUGGAGUUCUAGUAUGGACAGCUGCUUGUUAACAUUUAGGAUGGUCUUGAUUUUUUUUUAAUGUAAUGUAUUUUUUGGGAGGAUAACAGACAUAUACAACAAAAUGUACAAUGUGGACCCAGAGGAUAUCACUUGAAAGUGUUAAUUAAAAAGCUUGUUUCCAAAGUGGUCCUCGAUGGUAAAAACAAUAACACAUAUGAUUAAAAAGCAAGACAAAAUUACAAACAACCAUAAAUACAUUCAUUUAUAUUGACAUCCUAAAAAGUGACACUAUUCACUACACUUUUCCCUAAACUUAAAAAUCAGCCAUAUUAAUUUCACAUUAAAACAAACUAUUAAUUGGAUAUCAUACCGAUCCUUCAAAUAACAUACACCUGACCAGCAGUAGGGGGCACAAGGGCCAGUGGAGUGGUUUCUCUUACUUAGACAACCUUCUCCAAAUGAAAACCUUUGCCUGCAUUUUAAACCUAUUUUUAACUUUUUCUUUGCUUGAUCUCGAAGGAGAGGACCAAAACGCAGCAGGGACAUGCAUCUUCUUUAUUGACGGGAAAA
Messenger RNA from Salmo salar (Atlantic salmon), 2488 nucleotides. It is a transcript of the gene mx2, whose product is annotated as myxovirus resistance 2. Lineage: Eukaryota; Metazoa; Chordata; Actinopteri; Salmoniformes; Salmonidae. Gene Ontology annotation, molecular function: microtubule binding; GTPase activity; GTP binding. Gene Ontology annotation, cellular component: nucleus; synapse; plasma membrane. The record is from RefSeq and is marked provisional. Gene Ontology annotation, biological process: synaptic vesicle budding from presynaptic endocytic zone membrane; defense response to virus; receptor internalization.